Molecule: messenger RNA, 335 nt
Organism: Nanorana parkeri
Lineage: Eukaryota; Metazoa; Chordata; Amphibia; Anura; Dicroglossidae
Product: calretinin-like
Exons: 3
Biological process (GO): regulation of long-term synaptic potentiation; regulation of presynaptic cytosolic calcium ion concentration
Cellular component (GO): synapse; cytosol; dendrite
Molecular function (GO): calcium ion binding
Source: RefSeq, a predicted model, not a curated record
CUCUCUGUAUAUAAGGAGAUUGCGGAGCCUCGGCUGGCACUCGCGGAUGAUGAUGGCACACAAGCAGCAGCCGCUGUACCUGCACCUGGCCGAGCUCACCGCCUCCCAAUUCCUGGACAUCUGGAAGCACUACGACUCUGACGGAAAUGGCUUCAUCGAAGGGAAGGAGCUGGAGAACUUCUUCCAGGAAUUGGAGGCGGCGCGGCGAGGAGCGGGAAUGGAAGGAUCCUCCAUCAACAUCGGAGAGAAGCUGAAAGAAUUCAUGCAGAAGUACGACAAGAAUGCAGACGGACGCAUAGAAAUGGCAGAGGUGAGUGUGCAGGAACAGAGUACAG